AUGAGUCGCUGCCAUCAUACAUGCUGGCUUAAACCCUGGAGCCUGGGCAUAGAGAAGGGCUUAGAGGUCACAGACCGACCUCAACGUUUACUGAAGGAAUUCGAAAAUCCCGACGCCGAGAGCGCUGGCCUACUGGUGUUAAUCGGAAAUCAAUCGAAACAGGCGGCCUUCAAGAAGCUAAGUUUUCAGACGGGCAGGAUCCGGGCAAGGGCAGGAGGGGAAGUUCAUUUACUUGUCUCUUCGUUGAAAGAGAAUCGCCGUAAGCGUAUCGUGAUCGCCGAUACAGAUGCGUCUGGAUCACAGGUCAAGUUGCCGUUGUUGAGCGCCAGUGCUUGCCACGCUGUAAAAGUCUAUACUGACACGAAGCAACAAGUUCCUGAAGAUGGACUCGACUAUGAAAAUCUCUUACGUAGAACUCUACUUCCAUCUGCUGACGUUGUAUGCAUAUUCGUCGAUGAUUUAGGAGGAUUUGGUGAGUCGUUGAAACGAUUGCGUUUCUGGCUCCAGAGUGGACCACCAUCAACUAGCCCAGUGCGGCCACAUAUCCUGCUUGUAGUAAGGCAAGAAUGGAGACAGAGACACGAAAGCGAUCUUCAGAGGUUUGUAGCAGAACACCGGUCUAGAAGUCUUGAUCCGAGUUUCAGUGGCAUCACUCUCGUAGGAGUUCCCAGGAUGUCUGGUAAAAGUAGACGGCGAAGCGGCGGACAGACGCGGCGAUGGCAAGUGCUCAGUUCGGAGUUAUCAAAGGCAUUAGAGACCAGUAGACAGGCUCGACGACGAUCUGACUCCAUCUUCUCGGUAUACCAUCUUGCUCACUUCUUACAGUAUGCUGCUAGCGUAGCGUUGAGCGUAACUGCGGAACCUUUCAGCUUCGUGAAGGUUUCUCGGCUCCAUCGAGGAAUAGCACCAGACUUGAGUGACCAUAUCAGAAAUUUUCUAGGAAAGUUUGAAUUACUCAAGACGUUCCGGCAGGUGGCUGUCCCGUUGAUCGCCUCCAGUCUCCUCCUUGACCAUUACUCACCUGGGAUGCACCCCUUCGACUGUCACCAGGUUUUUCGUGAACUCUACGAAAACGCUUGCUAUCAAGCCAGCUCUGAACUCAAAUCAAGCUUUAAGAUGCUCAUAUCACCUUCAGAAACCUCCCAAGCUUUGGGCUCGAUGCGUGACUGGCAUCGGCAGCAACUCGCCCGAAAUUUUGGUAUAUUACGAAGCAUCGUGUCGAACGACACCUGUCUUAGCUGCAUUGGGCGGCGGCCGCAGUACGGCUUCCCAUGUGGACAUCUUGUUUGUCAAAAUUGUAUUAGAACGUUCAGUCCUAAAAGCAGCUCUGACCCGUGGGAGUAUGCACCACAAUCAUGUCAUAUCUGCGGUCAGCCCACCCCAGGAAUUUCGAUACGUCUGUUUCCUGAUACCAGCCGACUCCGGGUCUUGAGUAUUGAUGGUGGGGGCAUACGUGGGUCCGCCCCAAUUGGCUUCCUCAAGGCGAUCCAAGACGAGAUCGGUAUACCGUAUUAUAAUGUACAACGCAGUUUCGACGUCAAGGUCGGGACCAGUUCGGGUGCAUUGAGCGUCAUCUGUCUGGACAUUCUGGGAUGGAACGUAGACGACUGCAUGUCUCAUCUCAAGCAGUUUGCCCAACAAUCAUUCAUCCAGCGUUCCUCGCGGUUUACACGUUUACUAAACCGUCUUCCACUUUUGUCCAAUGUGGCAUGGCUAUUCCAACUGAUCUGCACAUUGCUAGCUGAUAGCAAGUAUACUGCUGAGGGACUGGAGAAGUUGUUGAUUGAAACAUAUGGCCAAAACCGAAGUACAACCGAUAUAUCCCCAGCCACCGCUAUGGGGGCCCAUGUAGGUGUAACAUUGACCAGAGCACGUGAUGAUUAUCGUCAUCUCAAAUUGAAUGACGGGCAAUCUCAAAGUAAAUGGUGGCAGGUCUAUUUCAAGCCAGCGCGUAUCGGCGACCUCGGAGUUUUUCAAGAUGGUGGGCUUGCAGUUAACAAUCCAGUGUGCAUUGCUAUUCGUGAAGCAACAUUGUUGAGUCCAGAUAUGGCGGAACCUAGUGUUGUGGUUUCACUUGGCACCGGUUCUGCUUCAGACGAUGAUAAUGGGCCAUCGGGCAUUUUAUCUGAAAAGUUCCUUCCUAGACUUUCAAGAGCUCUUUGGAAGCAAACCGGUUCAAAAGUCACGUGGAGCCAUCUUCUGAGUCAUCAGAGAGCGGAUAGCGACACAAAGCUUUUUCGGUUUGACGUCGACUUCAUGGGAGAAGAACCUUUGCUCGAUGAGGUAAGUAUGGUAGAACGCGUACGACAGACGGCCCACGAUACGGCGACACGAUCAUCAAGCCUCCGUAGACUGUGCCGCCAUCUGCGGGCUGAGCUUUUCCUCUUCGAACUAGAUGAACUCCAUCCACCGUACUUCUUGAGGGGCGCUUAUCAAUGCGCUGGUCGCAUUAUCUGCCGGUUGAGAGCUCACACGCCAGAAUACAAAGGAUUCAUCAGGCAGCUGUGCGAGAGAGAAGCGGCAUUCCGAGUAGGGGCCCAGUUCCUGAGGAUUACGUAUGAGAAUAUCAAUACAGAUCUCUGUUUUAAGGUAAAUUUCGCUGUACCAACCCUCAGUAGUUCGAUCUCGAUUGCUUUGUUAGAAGAGGCGGAUGAGGAAUCCCACAUCAACGGUUCACCUUUCGCGAUAGAAUGGCUUAUCCGAAGGCAAACACUGAAUGCCGGCUUUGGCACAUCCGAUCAUCGGGAAUUGGCGCAUUCUGAUCUCGAUUGUGUUCCAUGA
This is a messenger RNA of Fusarium oxysporum Fo47, 2781 nucleotides long. RefSeq names its product acyl transferase/acyl hydrolase/lysophospholipase. Gene Ontology annotation, cellular component: membrane. Gene Ontology annotation, biological process: arachidonate metabolic process. The transcript has 6 exons. Lineage: Eukaryota; Fungi; Ascomycota; Sordariomycetes; Hypocreales; Nectriaceae. The coding region runs from base 1 to 2781 and encodes 926 amino acids. The record is from RefSeq and is a predicted model, not a curated record.